Molecule: messenger RNA, 2415 nt
Organism: Clonostachys byssicola
Lineage: Eukaryota; Fungi; Ascomycota; Sordariomycetes; Hypocreales; Bionectriaceae
Source: the annotation of a GenBank genome assembly
AUGACAAAGAAUCACUCGACUUCACAUCUUGAAAUGAACGGGCCGCGGCAGGAGAAUCAGAAGUCGGCACACUCAUCAGGAACCAACUCGAUUUCGCAGUCUCCACAAGCCUCCCGAGAGCCAUCGCCAACCCGCAAACCCCGAAGGGCUACUUCAGCGAGCAGACUUGGUCCCUCGCGAUCGCGUACAAACAGCCAGACGGAGUUCAGUCCAACUCGCCAGAUGCGCUCAAGUGUGUCGGGAUACACCCCUUCGAGAAGCUUGUCUUCUACAGUUACUCCAACCCUUCAAGCUCCCCAACAGGAUACACAGAUCCAGGCCCCGACUCCCCAGAAGCCCGGCCUGCAGGAACUCAAGGACGGCCUUCGAUGGCCGGUAUCGCCUCGCUUACGUUCUCCUCCCCCACAAGUCAAUAAAGCUGGAACGCCAACGCAACGACGUAGCGAACAGGAGCCGCCUAUUGUCAAUGUUCAACGUCCCACACCAUCGCCUGGACCAAUAGAAUCCAGCAAUGCCCCCUCCGAGAGUGACACCGAGGACUCUCAACUACCAUCAGGUGCUCGUACGCCACAGCGUGCGGCACUCGAGACAGUCCAAGAAGUCAGCCUACCGAACUCUCCGAGCCCAAGCAACAAUGCGCUCUUAGCGCAGGUUAAAGAGAAGCUGGAAAGUCAUUCCGACAGCAUGCUCCAUGACCACAGGCUCAAAACGCGCCCCAGCCUUAGCUUUCAAGAUAGCGGGAGUGACGGAGGCAAUAUGAAGUCUGAAGGCCGACGCCCGACCUCUGUUCCGCCACCGUUGGUAUCCAGGCAAUCUAGCGCAAUGUCUUCAAAGCAGACAAAGCCCAAGCAAGAAGGCUCUACCCAGGCCAUGACUGUCGAGACUGAAACCGUCUCCAGCAUUCCGCAAGUGGCGCUCGCGGCGAAGCCUGAAGGCCACAAUGGUACAUUGAAAACUAAACCAAGCACUGAGACGAUAAAGCCAAGGAAAGAAAAGAGAAGAACUUCUCGGAAACAGCCAGCAGUGAAUGCUGGGAAUGCUUCUUCCAAGGCCGAUAUUUUCGAAGCCAAAAUCGCCUCAGCUGUGGAUGAGGCCAAUACAUCUGACUCAGAAGAAACUUUCGUAUACGACUCCAAUCCCCCGGAUGGCGCAGCGGACAGAUCUGCGCGCCGCUUUCAUUCACGGACUCCCAGCACAACGUCAAUGGCAAGCCAGGCAGAUAGGCAAAAUCUGCGCUCCAUUUACGGUGUUAUGGACGGGGGAGCCACUCAUGCACCCAAGAAGGGCAUGAAGUUCGUCAGCACUCACAGCAAUAACGGCGGGGAGAACUUGAGUGUGGAGGACGAUGGGAAAGGCACCGGCCGAAGCGUGGGUGGUUCGACCAGGGGCACAGCUCGACAUCAUCAUCAUAUUGGCCGAUGGGGACGCCAGCCUGGUAACGGUCACGCAUCACUAUUUGAUAACGAGGGCCCGUUCCCCAACGCAACAAAAACGAAGUUCGGGGGGGCUAAUUCCAGGAACUCGUCGAAUCCACCGAGCCCGAGGAAUCACCAUGGGCUCAGCCAUAAGCGAUCCAACAUCCACUUGUCGAGCUACGACUUGGAUGAUACAACAGGUGCCGACGAUGAACGAACACCUUUGAUGGGAUCUACACGAUCCAUGAGGUCUCCACGCAACAGAAGAGGGCCACACAGCUUGCGCCAGGCUGAAUCGCAGACCUUCUCUCGUCGACCUUCUUACUUGAAUCGAUUCGCAGCGUGCCUUGUCCUAACCAUGAUGUUUCUUCUUGUCAUCACUGGCGCAAUCGGCUUCAUGUUUGCCACUUCGCAGCCAAUGACUGAUAUUGAAAUUGUCUCGAUCAACAACGUCGUUACCAGCAAGCAGGUGCUCAUGUUUGAUGUUACAGUCAAAGCGCAUAAUCCUAAUAUUGUCGUUGUGACCAUUGAUCAAGCGAACCUGGAGAUAUUCGCCAAAUCAGAGCAUGGAGGAGAAGACGACGACGACGGUGAUUGGUGGCGGAUGCCUCGUCGUGGCCACGGUGGCGUACACACUUCAGACGAUCCAAUCAACGAUCCUCCUACUGAUGAUGACGAUUCGCGACCGAAUGUUCUUCUUGGACGCAUCACCGAGUUCGAUAGUCCGUUGACUUUCGAAGGAUCCUUGUUCCAUAAGGGAACGUCGUCAUCCACUGGAGAAAUGCAACUGACCAACCCUGGAAAUGGCACCAACGGGGGGUCAGAGCGCUGGGAACGGAUCUAUCAGGACGAAUUCGAUCUCAUUGUAAAGGGCGUCGUCAAGUACACCCUUCCAUUGAGUGCUCGUGUUCGCAGCGCUACGGUUUCAGGAAGACAACUUGUCAAGCCAAACUCGGCCAAUGAUCCGUCCCUGAAACCAAACUCAACGCUAGAUUCUUAA